GUGACUGCAGACCAGCGUGGUUUUUCGUGAUACAAGCGUGCGCAGUUCCGCAGCCGGGUGACUUCUGAAUCGAUUUCCAUAUAUGUAUCAGUAAAUGAAGACGUCACCAGCCACCCGCCGGCCGUGCCCCAACGUUACCUCAGUUCGUCGGUGGAACAACGGCCACAAUCCCAAAACUGAGUACCAGCACUCGCCUAAUCAUUCACAAUCAUGUCAAAGGAAGCCGACAGGUGGAUCCCGUUGGAGAGUAACCCAGAGGUUUUCAACAAUUGGGCGUACGCAGCCGGACUCAACAAGUCUCAAGCACACUUUGAGGAUGUGUAUGGCCUCGACGACGUGCUUCUCGCGAUGGUAACUCCUGGCGCAAAAGCCGUUUGCCUCUGUUUCCCUUGUACGAGAACCAUCGACAACAAGAUUAAGGAGGAGGCUGGCGAGAUCGGGAGAAUCGUCGAUCCAACCGUGUUUUGGAUGAAGCAGACGAUACCGAACGCUUGCGGGACCAUGGCGCUGAUUCAUGCUCUUUCCAAUUCGGAUGUGACCUUAAUCCCUGAGUCGCCCCUUGCCAAGUUUAUAGAUGAGUGUAAAGAUAAAACACCGCUGGAACGUUCCGCCCUCCUCGCUACGACGCCACUUUUUGCGUCAAUUCAUUCGUCCGCAGCGACGGCUGGGCAAACUGAUGCAUCUACGGCCGAUAUGGAGACGAACUUGCACUUCACUGCGUUUGUGCGCGCCCCGGUCCCAAGUGCUCGUGCACAUGAGCGGAAGGUGGCAGGUGACGCUGAGUUUGUAGUUGAACCCGGGGAAACAGCAGAGAACGUGGAAUGGAGGCUUAUAGAGUUGGAUGGGAGAAGGGAAGGUCCAAUCGAUAGGGGGAAGUGUGAUGAUUUGCUGAAGGAUGCCGCGAGGUUUGUAGAUGCGUUUUACGUCGCGCACACAAAUAGUGUGCAGCUCAGUAUGGUGGCACUGUGCCCAGGCCCUGAUCCUAAUAGCCUUUAAUGGCCGUCUUGGAUAGGGAUCACCUGUACGGAAAUAAUGAUGUGCCGAGCGUAGCACGAUAAACGCAUACAACUUUGGUGUACUACAGGCAAAUCGAUUA
Pisolithus orientalis is the source of this 1096-nucleotide messenger RNA. RefSeq lists its product as uncharacterized. Bases 211 to 996 code for a protein of 261 amino acids. The record is from RefSeq and is a predicted model, not a curated record. Gene Ontology annotation, cellular component: cytoplasm. Lineage: Eukaryota; Fungi; Basidiomycota; Agaricomycetes; Boletales; Pisolithaceae. Gene Ontology annotation, biological process: protein deubiquitination; ubiquitin-dependent protein catabolic process. Gene Ontology annotation, molecular function: cysteine-type deubiquitinase activity. The transcript is spliced from 9 exons.